UGCUUGUGUGUGGUGGGUUACGCGCAUGCGCACUCUUUCGCAGUAUCCCAAAGUUUAUAUUCAUUAUAUUCGAUUAGUUGGUAUUGUUCCUGUUUCCUGAGCUCCAUUAUCAUAUUAUACAUCAUGAGUCGAAGAUGUUUCUUAUUCUUCCUUGUCCAGCUGCUGAUACACAAUGUGUUGGCGCAGAAUAUAGCAUACACAUGUAAAACCGUUGUAGGCGGUACGGUCAUCUUACCCUGUUUCACCAAAAACGCUGCACUGGUUGGGGAUGUAUUUUGGCGAUAUGAAGAAAGAAAAGAAAACAAAGCGGUGUUUGAUAUCAUCAGUGGUAAAGAAGAUUUUCAAGACCAGAGUCAAGAAUACAGAGGUAGAGUUAAAAGUUUUCCCACUGAUUAUGCAAAGGGAAACUUCUCCAUCCAACUGAUUGAUGUGAAGCUCUCUGACUCAGGAACCUACACCUGCAUCAUCCCUAAAUCCCCCCCGAACGUACUGCUGAUUGUUGAAGAAGAAAAAAAACAAAUUACUGACCCAAAAAAUGGUGAUGUCACGAGAGGAGCAAGCAGCGUGUUCCUGCUGGGGUGCAGUCUACUGUACAGCUUGGCCUUUUGAAGACAACACGAAGCUCAACUUGUAUGUAAGCACCGCUGCAAGAAAAACAGGAAGUUGUGAGGCAUACCUUCGCACAAACCUUUUCUAUUCUCCCGCUUUCACAUUACCAACAAUCCGGACAGAAACUGCUAUCUAGUUCAUAUUUUGUAGGCUGUUAUUAAUAUUUAAUAAGCCAACAUACACAGUACCCUCCGAAAGUAUUGGAACAGCAAGGCCAACAGGGGUGAAGGUAACACAAUCCACCAUUCGAAAAAGAAUUCAAGUGCAGAAAUAUAGAGAAACAUCUGUCAAUCAUGUCCCAAUAUUUUUGAUCACUUGAAAAAUCAGGUUCAAACAAAAGGUGCCAUGUUCUAAGUUGUUUAACACAUUUAGAUGUAAAUAUGAGGAAAUUAAAUCUGAAAUUCUAUGGUAUCAUAUUCAUCUUUUGAUCUCAAACCCAAAUGUCUUCACUGUAUAGCAGAAACCUUAGACUACAGCUGAAUGAAAUUAUUAUCAAUGAAGUUAUUCUGAUUAACCCUAAAUAAAGAUCAGCUGUAGAAUCUGUA
Molecule: messenger RNA, 1154 nt
Organism: Pangasianodon hypophthalmus (striped catfish)
Lineage: Eukaryota; Metazoa; Chordata; Actinopteri; Siluriformes; Pangasiidae
Product: T-lymphocyte activation antigen CD86
Exons: 4
Coding region: 124-609 (161 amino acids)
Biological process (GO): immune response; cellular response to lipopolysaccharide; negative regulation of T cell proliferation
Cellular component (GO): external side of plasma membrane
Source: RefSeq, a predicted model, not a curated record